Messenger RNA from Linderina pennispora, 1029 nucleotides. RefSeq lists its product as uncharacterized. Gene Ontology annotation, cellular component: pre-snoRNP complex; nucleus. NCBI's taxonomy places the organism in Eukaryota, Fungi, Kickxellomycota, Kickxellomycetes, Kickxellales, Kickxellaceae. Bases 36 to 974 code for a protein of 312 amino acids. The transcript is spliced from 6 exons. The record is from RefSeq and is a predicted model, not a curated record. Gene Ontology annotation, biological process: box C/D snoRNP assembly; snoRNA localization; maturation of LSU-rRNA from tricistronic rRNA transcript (SSU-rRNA, 5.8S rRNA, LSU-rRNA).
CACCUACCUGCCCCAUCCCAAUUGCGAUACCACAGAUGUCAGACCACGAAGCAGGUGAGAAGCGGAAGCGGGUUGUGGAAAAUGUCAGCAUACAAAUGCCCGGGUGCAUGGCACGCACAUGCUCGGCCGCCUGCUCAAAGGAGCACAAGCAGGAGACUGGAUGCAGCGGCCAGCGCGACCGCACAAAGUUUGUUAAGCGAGCCGAAUACGACGCCAACACCCUGAUGAGCGACUAUGGCUUUUUGCAGGAGCUUUCGCGCGACCACGAUAACCUGACCCGCCUCGUCAAGGAGCAAGGGCAGAAAGCCAAUGCAGCAAGCAGGCCUGGCGCUACUACCCUCACUCUGACGCAAAAGAAUACCGUGACGCGUGCCCGGGUGAACCGCAAUCCCGGAAUCCAGAGACAUGCGCAGAACAAGACGCUGUGGUCAAAGUCACACUCGCGGCUAGUGUGGACCAUUGAGGUUUCGGUGCCUGAGCUGGAGGGCGUGGCAGACAAAUGGAUCGAGACCGGCUUCCACGAUGUAUGCCAGCUUGGGGAUCUGUGGGAGCGCCUGCUGCUGUUCAACUCUAGCGAUAGUAAGAAGCCGGUUGACACUGUAACCUCGAGCGCUGCCGAUACACUGAGCAUAUAUUCAAUCGAACAUCCUCGGCCAACACUGGAUGCCAUCAAGGCCAAGUUUGCCACUAGCGCAGUCACCGAGCUUACCUGGCUGAUCAAGGCACAAGACACACCAGCAAACAAGCCGACAUUUUAUCGCAUUGACCCCUGCCAGCCGCUUCAUACCCAGCUUGUAUACCAGACAGUUGUUGACACCGCCAACUCGACUUGGAAACCACGGAUUACGAUUCUCGACAUCCCCGUUGCGGUCCAGGCUAGUGACUCUGAGAGCAGCGCGUCGAGCUCAUCCGAGUCGUCGUCACCAUCAGAUUCGGAGGAUAGUGACGACGAAAACAAGACCAAGGAGAAAUAGGCGUUACCAGCACUGUUUAGAUAUUCUGUUUCUUGGCAUUGAAAAACGUAUACAC